Messenger RNA from Leptinotarsa decemlineata (Colorado potato beetle), 804 nucleotides. RefSeq lists its product as uncharacterized. Gene Ontology annotation, biological process: regulation of transcription by RNA polymerase II. Gene Ontology annotation, cellular component: nucleus. The record is from RefSeq and is a predicted model, not a curated record. Gene Ontology annotation, molecular function: RNA polymerase II cis-regulatory region sequence-specific DNA binding; DNA-binding transcription factor activity, RNA polymerase II-specific. Lineage: Eukaryota; Metazoa; Arthropoda; Insecta; Coleoptera; Chrysomelidae.
AUGAACAAAAUCGACUAUCAAGCUGUCAUUAAAUAUUUGGUUUUGAAAGGCAAUACGCCUCGCAAAUCAAAAGUGUGGUUCAAAAACAGGAGAGCAAAAUGCCGCACUACCAAUAAAACAAGUAACCAUGUUAUCGCCCGUAGAACCACUACCGCCCCUCGGAAGGUAAGAGUAUCAAAACCCUCCCCCGAGGUAGUCCAAGCAGACCCCCCUUCCCCCUCAGAGGUUCCCCCCCCAAAAAUUCCACCACCAGAGAUGACGGUGAAAAAGGAACCGUCACAAGUUCAAAUCUAUAACGGAACAGAUUUCAAUAAUUUACCCCUGAGUUCCCCAAGCAUAUCAUCUUCUGGGCAUGGAAGCUACAACUAUAAUGGGUGCAAUCGGUACCCAGUAAAUUCGUAUGGCUACGUUCAUCCGCAACGGUAUCAUCCAUCGCACCAGCAGCAUUUGGACUACUUUCGCAGCCAGUACAACCACAACCAAGUGCAAGCUGGGUACCAUAACGGAGCUCAUAUAUCCACCUACAUGGGAGAAAUUCCCGCUCCCCCCGUGGGUAGCCAUGGCCAUAACAGAACAAACUGCAAUAUGAAUGGAGCAGAAUGCAAUAUGAACGGUCACGUGGCAUCCUAUCCGUUUUCCCAAUAUCCCCAAUAUCCCCAAUACAGGCCAAUGACUGCUUUGAACCAGGAAGAUGAAAUCGAACACACUCAGCAUUUACUUUGUGAUAAUAAUUUUGUAAAUCUACUUUUGUACGUUUUAGUGGUAGAGGAGAACCCAAUGACACUUUAUUUGUCUUUAGUUUGA